Messenger RNA from Anisakis simplex (herring worm), 762 nucleotides. The record is from the annotation of a GenBank genome assembly. NCBI's taxonomy places the organism in Eukaryota, Metazoa, Nematoda, Chromadorea, Rhabditida, Anisakidae.
AUGGUAGAUGGUAAGACUCAUACGCCGCGAAUGCGACGUAAUUAUCAAUUGACGCCGGGAGUUAUGCGCUUUUCGGCAGCUCGAAUGUACGCAAAGAGAGGUGUUUAUGCAAAGAAACCAUUCCCAGUUGUAAAGAAAGCCGUUGUUGUGAAGGAAAAAUUCGUCACGAAACAAGUCGGAGGUGACAAGAACGGUGGUUCGAGAAAGGUGUUCUUGGACAAAGGGCCAAAAUACCUUCCUGAAUCGCGCCUUCAAAGAAAACCCCGCAGACAUGUCUCCAAGAGAGUUCCUCUCCGAUCCACAAUAACCCCCGGCACUGUUUUAAUCGUUUUGGCUGGCAGACAUAAAGGCAAACGAGUUGUAUUUUUGAAGCAACUUGAGAAGUCUGGUUUAUUGCUCGUCACCGGACCACUCAAGCUGAACUCAACUCCGUUGCGACGUAUCGCACAAGCGUUCGUUAUUGCAACGAAAACGAGGAUCGAUAUUUCAGGAGUAAAGAUUCCAGAUCACAUUGAUGAUGCAUACUUCAGACGUGUCAAUCCCAAGAAAGCACCGAAAAAGGGUGAUACAAGCAUCUUCGCGCAGACUGAUGCUGUAGUAAGUGUGAUGGCGCAAUGGUUAAGUGCUAGACAUUGCAUUCCAUCGCAGUUGGUUCGGUACCUGCCAGCGAUCAGCAUGUAUGAUCGUUCGAGUAAACGCUUUCAAAAAGCACUGAGCAAUGCUUCCGAAUGCAUUGUGCGGCCGUCGAAGAAAGCUAGAUAG